AUGGCUGAAUUUCUUCUUUCGCAUGGUGCAAAUAUUAAUAAAAAAGGUGUAUUAGGAAGUACAGUCCUUAUAUAUGCAGCAUAUUAUAAUAGUAAAGAAACAGCCGAACUUCUUCUUUCACAUGGCGCAAAUAUCAAUGGAAAAGAUAAAGAUGGAAAAACUGCUCUUCAUUAUGCAGCAAAAAAUAAUAGAAAAGAAACAGCCGAACUUCUUCUUUCACAUGGUGCAAAUAUAAGCGAAAAAGAUAAAAAUAGGAAAAACCAUUCUUCAUCAUGCAACAUAUAA
This is a messenger RNA of Trichomonas vaginalis G3, 285 nucleotides long. Its product is annotated as ankyrin repeat and SOCS box-containing protein 4 family. Bases 1 to 285 code for a protein of 94 amino acids. Lineage: Eukaryota; Parabasalia; Trichomonadida; Trichomonadidae. Gene Ontology annotation, molecular function: protein binding. The record is from RefSeq and is a predicted model, not a curated record. The transcript has a single exon. Gene Ontology annotation, cellular component: cytoplasm; nucleus.